Messenger RNA from Aspergillus ochraceoroseus IBT 24754, 918 nucleotides. RefSeq lists its product as uncharacterized. The transcript is spliced from 2 exons. Bases 212 to 550 code for a protein of 112 amino acids. The record is from RefSeq and is a predicted model, not a curated record. Lineage: Eukaryota; Fungi; Ascomycota; Eurotiomycetes; Eurotiales; Aspergillaceae.
CUUGAUAGCAUCUUUGGUGAACCAGUGAUGGGUCUCAUUAACUUGAGCCCUUGACAGGCGUGGCCAUUCACCUGACCACAAACCAGGCGCGCGAUCUUACCAAUUUCUCGCCAGUAACUAAACACUUCGCCCUCUCAAAUGCUUCAUAAUCUACAACCCAUCAGCCAAGUACCUCUGAUCAGUGCAUGCACCGCCUCAACCACUUAGCAUCAUGGAAGCUCUUGCAAGCCAGUGUCAACCCAGUACAUCCUCUCCAGCAGCUACGACCCUACACAACCCCAACUCCCUCCCAGAACUCGCAAUGAGACUUACCUCUGAGCUGGCUAGCCGUACAAAUAACAAUGAGUCCGAGGACGAACCUAACCGCAACUCAGCUGCCGGUUCCACCCAACCUUCGAACAUGGAAAAUACGCCGGCACCAACUUCCCAGACAGCAUUGCAGAUGUCCAAUAAAGAGAACGAUGCCCGUGGUCAGCCGUCGUUGCGGAUCUCUCUUGGGGAAAUCACCCUUGCGCGCGGGACGAUGGCCAUUGAUGAGACUCAUUGGUAAUACGUGCUGUUCUAAGGGCCUUGUUGUGAUAUAAAAUUAUGUGGCUCAUUUUCCCUAUCGGGAUAGAGGCUUUACUCUGGCAAGUCUCUUUAAGCCUCUCUUUGUGAUUCUAUGAAAAUUGGUAUGAUGGAUUCCAUUUCUCCUGAUAUUUGGCAGCUUAAAUGACCUUUUUAGUGCUAAUUCACUAAAUUCCCUUAUGACGCGGUUGAGUUAGAUAGCUAGAUAGCGGAAUGAAAGUAAUUCUUUCGCUGAAAACAUAGUUUAUUGGGUUGGAGGGUAAAGCAAGUAGAAGCCAAGUCAAAAUAUUGACCAGAUAGCUAGAGUAACAACAAAAUGUACAGGAACUGACAGCAUGGCUUAACCAUGAA